Molecule: messenger RNA, 2690 nt
Organism: Lolium rigidum
Lineage: Eukaryota; Viridiplantae; Streptophyta; Magnoliopsida; Poales; Poaceae
Product: protein FAR1-RELATED SEQUENCE 5-like
Exons: 3
Coding region: 149-2452 (767 amino acids)
Biological process (GO): regulation of DNA-templated transcription
Molecular function (GO): zinc ion binding
Source: RefSeq, a predicted model, not a curated record
CGGCCGCCGGCCGCCGGCGAGAGUCCAUCCGACGGCCUGCUUUGCUCCUCCGCCGUUCCCAGACUCCGCGUCGCUGGGGACUGUCGCUGGGCGCCAUCAAAAUCGUCGGAUUGCACUGUGAGUGUUCUGCAUUUGCAAGUGUUGUGCAAUGGGAGAAAUUGACAAGGGGAUGCCUCAAGUUGGUAUGAAAUUUAGAAAUCCGGAUGAAGCUUGGGCGUUUUGGGUUGCAUAUGGAGGUCGUGCAGGAUUUGAUGUGAGGAAGAGAAACAAACAUACAAGCAAGAUGGAUGGUCAAGUGACCUCAUGCACAUUUGUUUGCGCCAAUGAAGGCAUACGGAAAAAAGGGAUAACAAUGGACCAUGUGCCAAAGCGUAUCAGAGCUGAAACAAGAACAAAUUGCAAAGCUCGGAUGACUAUAUCAUUGGAUCGAGUGCCAAAAAAUUACGAAGUCACAGAUUUUGUGCUUGAACACAAUCAUUACCUUCAAUUGCCGCAAACCUGCCACUUGAUGGCAUCGCAAAGGAAGAUUUCUGAAGUACAAGCUUUUGAAAUAGAAGCCGCCGAGGAUUCUGGAAUCAUGCCCAAAGCUGCACAUGAGUUAGCUUGUCGUCGAGUUGGUGGACCAUUUAACCUCGGCUACACUUGUCGUGACCAAAAGAAUCAUUUGCGAGGCAAACGGCAGCGAGAGUUGGCUUUUGGACAGGCAGGUAGUAUGUUGAAGUAUUUCCAUGACAAGAUCCAGGAGAACCCAUCUUUCCAAUAUGACUUGCAGUAUGAUUGUGAGGAGCAUAUAUCCAACAUAUUCUGGGCUGAUGCUAAAAUGGUUCUAGACUAUGCACACUUUGGUGAUGUUGUUACAUUUGAUACAACUUUUGGCACAAACAAAGAAUAUAGGCCCUUUGGUGUUUUUCUUGGGCUUAAUCAGUUUAGAGAAACCACCAUUUUUGGUGCUGCACUUCUAUUUGAUGAAACUUGUGACUCAUUUGUAUGGCUGUUUGAGACAUUUCUAGCUACACAUAAUGGGAGGCAGCCUAGAACUAUUUAUACAGAUCAAGAUGCCGCAAUGGGGAAAGCUAUAGGGAAAGUCUUCACGGAAUCAUAUCAUGGUUUGUGCACCUUCCAUAUAAUGCAAAAUGCUGUCAAACAUUUAUCUUCACGGAAAGAGAAAGAUGAAGGGAAAGAGGAAGAGGAAGAAGAGGAGGAAGAGUCUCAUAUUCUCACAGAUUUUAGUGAAUGCAUGUAUGGCUAUGAGGACAAAGCAGAAUUUCAAGAAGCAUUUGAUAAUAUGAGACAUAAAGUGCACAAGCAAACUUGGUUAGAUAGCAUCUACAAGUUGAAAGAAAAGUGGGCCGAAUGUUAUAUGAGAGAAGUGUUCAGUUUGGGAGUCCGAAGUACACAACUUAGUGAGAGCUUCAACAAUUCAUUGAAAAACCAUUUGAAAUCAGAUUUUCAUAUUGUUCGGUUCUUGAUGCAUUUUGAGAGGACAGUGGAGGUAAAAAGAACACAAGAAUUGCAAUCUGAAUUUGAGGCAAGGAAGAAUGUACCAAGAAUCAAGAUGCACACACCUAUGUUGGUGCAAGCAAGCAAAGAGUACACUCCAAUUAUUUUUGAAGCUUUCCAAGGUGAAUAUGAAAGAUCCAUGGCUGCGUGUACUAGAGUUUUGGAUGAAGAUAACAAGUUUGCGGUUUCUAUUGCAAGUUUCCAUGGUGAUUUAAAAUUUGAGGAGGAGCGCAUAGUGAUUGGUGAUCCUUUGACUAAAACUGCUUCAUGUAGUUGUGCAAUGUUCAAUAGGACGGGAAUAUUGUGUGGACAUGGUAUCAAAGUUCUUGAUUUGAUGAAUAUAAAGACAUUGCCAACACACUAUAUCUUAAAGAGAUGGACUAGAGAAGCGCGCAAUGGAAGCAUACAAGAUAGAAAUGGAAGAAAUGUGGUAGAAAAUCCAAAGUUGGAAGCUCAACUCCGGUACAAGAAUAUAUCUCACAAAUUUCAUAGUUUGGCACAGAAAGUAGCCAACUCCGUGGAGUGUUGUUUGAUGUUAGAAAAUGCACUUGAUUGUGUUGGUCCCCAAAUAGAAGAUAAACUCAAUGCAACUACCAAUGCUAUGGAUAGGCCAUGCAAUGAUCAAGAAAAUAAUGAUCCAAAUGUGCAACAAACAAAUGAGUUUCUUAGUGCCGCAAAGCUAAAGAAAAAAGAAGUUCCGUCAAAGAAUUUGAGGAGAAAGAAAACUUGGCUUGACAAGUUACUCAAGGGGAAGCGCAAGCCAACUAGAGUUUCCGCAUCCAAAAACAAAGGAGCAAAGCAAGAUGGUGUAGAGCCUCAAGUGGGAGUGGAGAAGAAAGAUGGCAGCGGUAAAGGAGCAAAUUUGGAGCUUCAUCAGUGUAACCCGAUUAUGAGUUUCACGGAACUCUUGACAGCUCCCUCCUAUGGUGUUUAUGGUGAAGAUAUGUUCUAGCUUGUCCAAAUUUGCUAGAUAGCGUAUUGGACAUGGUUGACCUUCGUAUAGUAUUUUGGACAGGGUGACUAUAGUAUUUUGGAUUUUGGGACUAACUAUAGUCUUUUGUGGCCUAAAUGUACAAGUAGAUUGGCCAAGUUUAUGCACUUCAAGGAGUAUGUAAGAGCAGAUUGUUGUGGGAUUUCGAAGUGAAAUUCCACAAAGUUUGUCUAUUGUUCAAUUUAUAUAAUGUAUGCAU